AUAUAAAUAACAUAUCAAAUAAUACACAAACUUUCGAUUUAAGUUCUUGGACUCAUUGGUCCAUGAAAUGAGAUGGGAUGAGAGGUGCAAGUUGUAAAUGGUGUUAUCCAUUACUAAGUCUACCACCAUGUUCUCUAUUUCUCCAAUGGCAUCCAAGCUUCUCAACUUUCAAUCUUUUUCGCUUCAAAAUCAUCAUGCCUUUACUGUUCCUGUUCCUUCAAAGCUACCUACAAAUCCAAAUUCAGCAAUUUGUUUUUCUGUUUCGGGUGAUGCCAAUGCUUCUCUUCAAUCUGACGUGCCUUUCCCUCUUGAUUACUCCCACCUUCUUCAACAAGCUAAAGUUGCAGUGGAUUUGGCCAUGAAGGAUAACAAACAGCUAAUGGAGAUUGAGUUUCCCACAGCUGGACUUGCAUCCGUACCAGGUGAUGGAGAAGGUGGAAUUGAGAUGACAGGAAGCAUGCAAUUGAUUCGUGAAUUUUGCGACAUCUUCAUUUCUUCAGAGAAAACGACUCGAACUAGAAUAUUUUUUCCAGAAGCUAGUGAAGUUGACUUUGCAAGACAAUCCGUCUUCAGUGGAGCUUCUUUUAAGUUGGACUAUCUGACAAAGCCUUCAUUUUUUGAAGAUUUUGGUUUUGUUAAGAAAGUAAAAAUGUCAGACAGAGUGAAGGAAGGAGAUGAACUUUUCUUAGUCGCCUACCCGUAUUUCAAUGUCAAUGAAAUGCUUGUUGUGGAAGAACUUUACAAAGAAGCUGUCUUGAACACUGAUCGGAAACUGAUAAUUUUCAACGGAGAACUCGACCGUAUCAGAUCUGGGUUUAUAUCCUUGAAUGUAUCAAGAUUAUCCACCAUUCUUUUAUCCAAAGCUUGCUGGACUUACAAAGUCAUUUCUACCUGGGAUGGAAACUGUGUAUUACAUUCAUAAUUUCAAGGGUCGCAAUGGAGGAGUCCUUUUCAGGUGCUAUCCAGGACCGUGGAAGGUCCUGAGAAGAGUAGGGAAUAGUAAAUACGUUUGUCUACAUCAGCAAGAUACUAUGCCAUCCCUUAAAGAAGUUGCACUUGACAUUCUUCCAUCAACUUGAAUGGUGUUUAUACUUUUAAUAGAUACCAUUUACCAAGUUGUUGCUGUACAGUUUACAAAUUCAUCUAAGCAAUACAAGUUUUCAAUAGAA
Molecule: messenger RNA, 1169 nt
Organism: Cicer arietinum (chickpea)
Lineage: Eukaryota; Viridiplantae; Streptophyta; Magnoliopsida; Fabales; Fabaceae
Product: protein LPA3
Source: RefSeq, a predicted model, not a curated record